CAUCACCAAACCUAUCCAGCUCCUGCUCCGGUACUCCUUGUGGUCUCAAGUAACUGAGAUUUUUUUCUCUUUUUCUUUUUCCAAAAUCCAAAAAUUUGAGCGAAACAAAACGAACAUAACGAUCCUUUUCAAACUUAUGUUUCCUCCAAAUGCCUCAGACAGAACUGAGGAGUGAGAAAAUUAGGGUUUUAACUUUGAAAGGAAGCUUUUGAUUUUUGUUGCCGCUACUUCCUCCCGCCAGUCGCCGUACCACUCGCCGACGGGCCUUCUCUGCCGGAGUUCCAAGUUCGUUGUUGCUGGUUUAUUCUCGUUCCGGUAAACUGAAGUCUGAAUCGUGAACCCAUUAAGUCUAAAUCUUGGAUCCAAAUCUGUCCUCAACUAUGAUGACGAGUGGUGAUCCUCAUCAACAUCAGCAUCAGCAGCACCAGCCGAUGCCACAGCAACAAUUCCAGCACCAACACCAGCAACAACACCCUCCACAUUUUGGAGAGUUUCCAAGGGGUCCUCAACCUCCACCAGGUCCACCUCCCAUGAUGCGGCAGCCAUCUGCAUCCUCCACUACUCUUAAUGCUCAGCCACCUGGACCUACUCCUCAUCCUUCUUAUGAUGCUCAUGCUGACAGUUUUGCUGCAAAGAGAAUGAGAAAAAUUGGUCAAAGAAGAGCAGUUGAUUACACUAGUACAGUUGUAAGAUAUAUGCAGAUCCGCAUGUGGCAGCGCGACUCGAGGGAUAGGACAGUGUUACAACCUAGUCCAGCAGCAGCUGUUGAUGUAUUGCCAGCAGUUGCCUAUUUGGAUAAUCCCUCCACAAGUUUUGCUGCUAAAUUUGUUCAUACAUCUCUAAAUAAAAACCGUUGUUCAAUCAAUUGUGUUGCGUGGACUCCUAGUGGGCGGCGCCUCAUUACUGGAUCUCAUAGUGGUGAAUUCACACUCUGGAAUGGGCAGUCGUUUAACUUUGAAAUGAUACUUCAGGCUCAUGAUCAAGCAGUUAGGUCAAUGAUAUGGAGCCACAAUGAUAACUGGAUGGUCACCGGUGAUGAUGGGGGCACAAUAAAGUAUUGGCAAACCAAUAUGAAUAACGUCAAAGCCAAUAAGAAUGCACAUAAAGAAUCAGUACGGGGAUUAAGCUUCUGUAGUACAGAUUUAAAAUUUUGCUCCUGUUCUGAUGACACAACUGUUAAAGUAUGGGACUUUGCAAGGUGCCAAGAAGAGCGCUCAUUAUCUGGCCAUGGUUGGGAUGUGAAGAGUGUUGAUUGGCACCCUACAAAGUCUCUAUUAGUCUCAGGUGGAAAAGAUAAUCUUGUUAAACUUUGGGAUGCCAAGUCAGGGAAGGAGCUUUCCUCAUUUCACGGGCAUAAGAAUACUGUUCUCUGUGUAAAGUGGAAUCAAAAUGGUAACUGGGUCCUUACUGCUUCCAAAGAUCAAAUUAUCAAGCUUUAUGACAUAAGGGCUAUGAAGGAGCUUGAAUCAUUCCGGGGACAUCAGAAGGAUGUGACAUCAUUGGCCUGGCAUCCGUUUCAUGAAGAGUAUUUCGUUAGCGGAAGCUUUGAUGGUUCAAUAUUUCAUUGGCUUGUGGGGCAUGAAGCUCCUCAAGUUGAAAUUACAAAUGCACAUGAAACUGGUGUUUGGGAUCUUGCAUGGCACCCCAUUGGCUAUCUCCUUUGCAGUGGCAGCAAUGAUCAGACAACAAAGUUUUGGUGCAGAAAUAGGCCUGGGGAUCCAGCUCGUGAUAAAUUCAAUUUGGGACAGCAAGGUUUGGGUGAUCAAAACAAUGUUCUUGGUCGCAUGCCUGGUAAUUUUCCAGGUCCUGAGCCCCCAUCAACCCCUGGAGCAUUUGCCUCUGGCUUGUUACGAACUGAGGGUACAAUACCUGGAGUUGGAGCUGCAUUGCCACUAUCGCUUGAUUCAUCUCAAGGAGAACAGAAGUCUUCCAUGCCAGUUUCAAUGCCUAUAGGAGCUCCCCCUCUUCCUCCUGGUCCACAUCCAUCUCUUCUUGCGGGUAAUCAGCAGCAAGCAUAUCAACAAAACAUGCAGCAAGCUCAGCACCAGCAGUCACUACCUCAACAAAUGACUUCUCAUCCUUUGCAACCAUCGAAUUUGCCACAGCUACAGCCUCCACAUAUGCCUCUAAUGCCACAUCCUCAUUUGCCUCGGCCACCACACCAACUACAACAAGUAAACAUGCCUGGCCUUCCGUCUUCAAUGCCAGGUUCUGGACCCAUCCAAGCAAUGCCUAUCCCUGGUCCAAUGGGGAUACAAGGUAACAUGAAUCAGAUGGUUCCUCCGAUGCCUCAAGGUCAUUUUGUGGGCAUGCCUUCUGGAUCUGGACCACAGGGCAAUGUUCCUCCAGGUGGAAUGCCAAAUGGACUGCCAAACAUGCAAGGCCCUCAAAACCCAGGAGGUAAUCAGAUGUUUCCACCAGGACGAGGCUUCAACAGGCAACAAGCUGGACAAAUGCCGCUCAUGCCUGGACAUAAUCCUUAUCAGAAUCAUGGAUCCGCCACUGCCUGUGGGCUUGCGCAAGCGGCACAUAAUGGAGUAAUAAGAAUGGGUCUGACUGAAUUUGCUGAAGAUAACAUCUUCUCAUAGUUAAUUUGCUCUUCUUGUAGUUGUGAUCGAUUGCUGGGAAUGUUAAAUGUAUUUUUUAAGAAGGUGCUGGGAAUUAUUCAAUUUUGUGCCAAAACUGGGAUAGUUAUGCAUAAGAGGGAGAAGCUUUGGAGUUUUAAAUGCACAUAUUUAAGUAACUGUAUAUUUUUUUAAGGACAUUUUUAUACUUCUGGUGUGAGAUAGUUGGGUGAAUAAUGAAUUAGCUCAUCUUUGACCUUAUGGAUUGUAUGAGCUACUGAUGUAAUCAUGCUUCUUGCACCAUCUUUUGUACUUUUCACCACCUCUGUGGUACUCUUCUUAUUGAAAUUAUUUUACCUUUUAAAAAGUUCUUGCAAGGUCAUUUUCUGAGCGUGAAUGCGGAUUGCCCUACUUUUCUACGAUUUUUACUCAAUUAAUUUAAUCUGGUAGAUACAGUUUUGAUUUGUUUCUUCUAUUUUUAGGGGGUGGACCUGGGCAGUGGAGAGGGUUUUGGGGUAGGCGAUGUUAUAUUCUUAGGUGGGGAGACUUCAACUACCAUUUGGAGUGGCUGUCUGGUUUAAGACCUUCAGACCAGAUAUGUGUAAACCAUUGUGGCUUUCGCAUGACCAUCUGUCAACUAAAACUGGGAGAGAGAAGGUUAUUUUAGAGACGUGCCUAUUCAAACUGCCCACAGUGCUUCGGGCUAGUAGUAAGAGUGCAGCGUGUGCUGUAUGAUUAGACUCAUGAGUUGGAACCAUGCCACGAACAAAAGUCUAAUAUUUAAGUAGAGAAGGGUAGAGGGGAGGGUCCACUGUGCACCAAAUUUCGGCCUUGCACCAGCUGGCCCUUUGGGAUUUCUUGAUUAUGAAUAAAUAUAUAUUGCCUGCUCAAACUAUCCUGUAAAGUGAAAAAGACUUUACUGUACAAUGUAUUUACGGGGGAAGCCCAGCAGUUGACACUUUAAAUAAUUUCGCUCUUCCUGCUAGAACAUAAGAUUGUCCAUACUGAGACCUGAAACUCGAGGUCUACCCAUUUUUCUCUUCAAACCAGCUGUUUCUUUGCUUGUUUUUCUCAUCCUAUCUUCUGAUACACUGUUCAAAAGCCAACAAAGAUAAUGAUAUCGAAGGAAUGUAUCCUAUCGUGCAUGUGAAAUGUUGAAACCUAAGGAGGAUUAAUGUGUGUACUUUGAUGAGCUUCUAUCCUGCAUAAAUUCUCUCUUUUUUCUUGGUACAACUUGUUAGUACUUAAUCUGUGAGAUAAUUUAUUUUCUGAGUCUCGUAGCUGCGUAUGUUUUAACCGACUCUAAUGUGAAAUAUUGGUUUUGACUUUGGAAACUUGAAAAUUUGUUUUAUGGGCUAUAUGAAUUCUCCAGUUACAUGUC
Nicotiana tabacum (common tobacco) is the source of this 3945-nucleotide messenger RNA. Its product is annotated as flowering time control protein FY. Gene Ontology annotation, cellular component: mRNA cleavage and polyadenylation specificity factor complex. Gene Ontology annotation, molecular function: protein binding. The record is from RefSeq and is a predicted model, not a curated record. NCBI's taxonomy places the organism in Eukaryota, Viridiplantae, Streptophyta, Magnoliopsida, Solanales, Solanaceae. Gene Ontology annotation, biological process: mRNA 3'-end processing.